AUGCGACCCAGGGGUCUCCCCUUCCCGCUUCGUUUCGGACCCGCGGCGCUGCAGCUGCAGCCUGCGGCUGAGCAAAGCCGGUGCCCCUUAACAGUUGCAGAGGCCGCGGCGUGCAGAUCCCGCUCGAACUCUCUCCCUUUGCAGGCCACAGCAACAGACCAGGUGGUUGGAUUCGGCUUGGUUGCCUUCAGCCUCGUUCUCUUUGUAUACUACACCCUCUGGAUCAUCAUACUGCCCUUCAUCGACAGCGACCAUGGGAUCCACCGGUACUUCUUGCCUAGGGAGUACGCCGUUAUCAUCCCCGUGGUGGCUGGGCUGCUGCUGCUGCUAUUUAUAGGCGUGUUCAUAAUGGUUGUGAUGUGGAAGAGCAGGAAACCUGCCAAGAAGUCGGACUGAAGGCCCAGCUGAGAGAAAUGAGGAGAAGGUG
Messenger RNA from Egretta garzetta (little egret), 427 nucleotides. RefSeq names its product dolichyl-phosphate mannosyltransferase subunit 2, regulatory (gene DPM2). The coding region runs from base 1 to 396 and encodes 131 amino acids. NCBI's taxonomy places the organism in Eukaryota, Metazoa, Chordata, Aves, Pelecaniformes, Ardeidae. The record is from RefSeq and is a predicted model, not a curated record. Gene Ontology annotation, molecular function: enzyme regulator activity. The transcript has 4 exons. Gene Ontology annotation, biological process: GPI anchor biosynthetic process. Gene Ontology annotation, cellular component: endoplasmic reticulum membrane; dolichol-phosphate-mannose synthase complex.